Hydra vulgaris (swiftwater hydra) is the source of this 1828-nucleotide messenger RNA. RefSeq names its product fatty acid 2-hydroxylase. Lineage: Eukaryota; Metazoa; Cnidaria; Hydrozoa; Anthoathecata; Hydridae. Gene Ontology annotation, cellular component: membrane; endoplasmic reticulum. Gene Ontology annotation, molecular function: iron ion binding; heme binding; fatty acid 2-hydroxylase activity. Gene Ontology annotation, biological process: lipid biosynthetic process; fatty acid metabolic process. The record is from RefSeq and is a predicted model, not a curated record.
UAUGUCAUAGGUGGAAAUCUGAAUCUGGUGCACGAAAUUUGAGAGGAAAAAUAAAUUAUUAUUUCAAGAUGUAUCAUUUGCUUAUUCCUUUAAAUUUGGAUGUAGUUUAUAUUUAGAUGGUUUAAUAAAAAUAAGUAUGUACUAAUUUAAUAGAAGAAAAUGGUUAAUAAAAAAGAAAGCUUAGAUAAAAACUUAAAAAUUUUUAAUAAAGAAGAUGUAAUGCAACAUGUUUCUCCGGAAGAUUGUUGGGUGACAGUAAGAGGCGGUGUUUAUAAUGUAACAAAGUUUUUGAAAAAUCACCCUGGAGGACCUGAUCUAAUAUUAACUAAAGCAGGAUCUGAUGUGACCAAUAUUUUAACAAAUAAUUCUAUACAUCAACACUCAUUAAAUGCUUAUAACCUUCUGGAGCAAUAUAAAAUUGGCUGUGUUGAUGAACAAGAUGAGGAGUAUUCACAAAUGAGUUCAAUGGAGGGAUGGAAUGAGAAUCUUGUUGAUUGGAAUAAAGGCAUGGUUUUUCAAGUUUACAAAUUAGGCCAUAAUUAUUUGAAAUGGGUACACUCACCUGUAAACAAGAAAUUGAAGUUAUUUGAUUCUGAAUUUGUUGAAUUUUUCUCUAAAACGCCUUGGUAUGUAAUACCUUUGGUAUGGAUACCUAUAAUUAUAAUCGUCUCUAUGCUUUCAAUUAAUGAAAUGCAUGAAAGCAUUUCAAAUAAAUUUAAGUUUGAAAAUAUUUACGUUUAUAAGUCGUUAGCUCUGGCAUGCUUCUGCUUCAGUUUUUCAGUUGGUUUACCAUUGUGGACGUUGAUCGAAUAUAUGUUGCAUCGCUAUUUAUUUCAUUUGGAGCCAAAAGGACCUUCUUUUUUUUGGAUUACAAUGCAUUUCUUUUUUCAUGGACAACACCACAAGGUUCCAUUUGAUGAAAUGCGUUUAGUUUUUCCACCUGCCUGUGCUUCAGUUUUUGCCUUUUUAUUGAAUUACCUUCUUGUAUCAGUUUUGCCACACGGGAUUGGUCGAGCUGUUUUUGCAGGGGGGAUGUUAGGUUAUGUUAUCUACGAUCUGACACACUACUAUUUGCACCAUGGAUCACCUGCGAGAGGCAGUUGGUUCCACUCUUUAAAGUAUUAUCAUGUUCUUCAUCACUUUGAUGAUCACAGUACAGGCUUCGGCAUUUCUACGAAGUUGUGGGAUUACCCUUUUUCUACUGUAAAUAAGAAAUUUUUAGAAAAAUCCAAUUAGUUUUAGUAGGUGCAUUGGUGGCAUAUCAACAAACAUUUUAUAUUGGUAGCAUAUCAAUAAAGCUUUUUGGAUUUAGAUGCUCUUAGGUCACUUUUUUUUUCAAAAUAUUUUUAUUUUUCAAGUUUAUAUAUCUUUAUAUAUUAUCUUUGUUUUCUUUCAUUAUAUAUUAUUUUUGUUUUCAUAAUUCUAAUUUUUCGAAAUCAAAAUUUUUGUUUCUACAAUAAUAAAUUGCUUUUACCAAUCUUUAUUCGUUUUCAUAGUCACUAUGAAAUUUUCACCAAGAUGCUCAUUUUACGCGUGAAAUGUUUUAAGAAAAGAAUGAAAUUUAAGAAAUCAAUUGCACAUAUAUUUAGUAUUUAAUGAAUUAUUAUUUAUGAUGAAAUUGUAGGAGUUAUUAUAGAAAAUACUAAUAUAAUAUAUAAUAUAUUUUAAAAAUAUUUUACGAAUAUAAAUUUUAGUUGAAAUUUUCAUAAACAUUGUUAAUACUAACUUGUUUACAAUAAAACGGUCUUUAAAAGUUUUCUGAUGUUUGAAUACCAAAUAUAUGAUUGAAAAUAAGAUUAUUACAAAAGAAUAUAAAGAUACAUACAUA